GUACCACCAUCAUCUUGAGAGGCUACACUCACUCUAGCUCGCGCUCUCUGCAUUUUCGCGGCCUUUGUGGCCCUCAUGGCGUCUGGCCUGUCGAAGGACGAGCAAGAGACCCUCCGUCUUCUGGUGCAACAUGUUUCGCGGGCGUUCUACGAACCCAGGUUCACUGUUGUCAUGGACCAGCUCGUCCGUCAUCCUGUUCUCAAAGAUGACGAUCUGGCCGGCCGGAUGGGCUUGCAGCUGAAGGAGCUGAACAAGAUUAUGGCGACGCUGGAGGUCCACAAGCUGGUUCGAAUAUACCGGCAGAACGAGCUCAAGGAGGGUGCGCAGCGCUCGGUCGGCCGGCAGUACUUCUACAUCGACUACCAGAACUUCUGCAACGUCGUGAAGUGGCGCAUGGCCGAGAUGCGGCGGGUCAUUGACCAGGGACUCCGGAAUGAACUCGACAGCAAGGGCUAUAUCUGCCCACAGUGCCACAAGUCCUUCCUGCCGCUCGAGGUCGAUCGUCUGUUCACCCCGGCGACGAUGACGUUCAACUGCGAUAUCUGCAGCGCGGAGCUGAUCGACAACGAGAAUGCGGAGAACGUGGUCGGAAGCCAGGACCGCAUGCAGCGCUUCAAUCGGCAGAUGCGCUUCAUCCUCGAGGGGCUGCGCAAGACGGAGGAUAUGGUGCUACCUGCCUUCGAUGUUGCACUCUGGAUUAAGAACCACCUCGCUGAGCAGGAGCGAGCCAAGGCAGCCUCACGAGACGGCGGCCUCAAAAUCGCUGGCGCCUCCGGGGAAGGCCGCCAGGGCGACACCAUCGGCGUCGUCCUGUCUGUGGACAAGGACGAGGAAACGGCCCGCCUCGAACGCGACCGUGAAGCCGCAGCGAAGCGCCAGCAGAACGCAUUGCCACUUUGGCACUUGCAGAGUACGAUCUCGGGCGAUCUGACUGCGUUGGGCAUCAAGGAGAGCGCGCGUGCGGACGUGUCGGACGCGAACCGUCUACCAAGCUCGAACGAUGCGAUACUGAGAGGGCUGGGUGCUGCCCAGGGCCCGCCGCCGAUUACGAACGGGGAGGACGUCAAGCCCAUAGUGGUGCAUGCGGACGAGACAGAUUAUUACGACCAAUACUAUGCUUCCUUGGCAGCGUCCGCGCCUCCCUCAGGGGAGCCAACGCCAGGGUUCAAUGGAUUUGGAGAGGAAGAGGACGUGAAGCCGACGGUUGAGUAUCUCGACUCGUUGAACGAGUACCGCAAACGGUCACGGUCUCGAGACGACGUUGGCACUGGGGCCGCCACGCCGAAAAUGUCGCGGGUGGACGACCAUGCGAGUGCUGCAGAGACGGAGUCAGCACUGUACACGAACGGUGUCGAGGCUGAGGCGCCGCCACAGACGAACGGCGUUGCCGUAGAAGAUGACCCUAUGGUAUAUGUGAACGGGGAGCCGGUGCCGCUUUCGCAGGUCACGGAGGAGCACCAGGAGGCGAUGACGACAGACGAGUACACGGCGUACUACGAGGUGCUGAGCGCGCAGUCGUAGUGGCGGUGCGUGUCGGAUCGGGGGUUUCAGGCGGAUGGCGAGAGGUGGGUGAUGUCGAAUGGACAUUUGCACGCUUGCACGUCGUGUGAUGUACCGUUAGUAUGAGUAUUGUAUCAUCAACUCGUGAAUAAUACAUGUGCCUGCUAAUGCAACAGAUUUACC
Molecule: messenger RNA, 1683 nt
Organism: Trametes versicolor FP-101664 SS1
Lineage: Eukaryota; Fungi; Basidiomycota; Agaricomycetes; Polyporales; Polyporaceae
Exons: 6
Coding region: 76-1521 (481 amino acids)
Biological process (GO): transcription open complex formation at RNA polymerase II promoter; transcription initiation at RNA polymerase II promoter
Cellular component (GO): transcription factor TFIIE complex
Source: RefSeq, a predicted model, not a curated record